ACAGUAAAGAACAUGGGCAACACCAGAUGAGACCAUUCGGAAAGUGCCCAAAACCUCUUUAAAUCUAGCCCUAGACCACUUAAGCCCGACAAACCAGAUUAGGAUGGUUUAAGCAGGGGUUUAGUGCUCUCACUAGCCCAAUCCUGAAUCCUUUCCUAUACCUUGUCCCAAUACUUAUGCUGAAAGACGAUCAGUUUAAACUAGUUCAGCAAGCUAGUCUCCCUGCCUGACCACCUGAAAAGAGCCACAAACCAUUUUAAAAACGGGUUGUCUCUUGGCCAUGCUUGUACUCCCAGAGAGUUAAAGGUGCACAGAUAUUAACAUGAGAAGUAUUUAAAUGAACAUGCAGUGGUAAAGCUGUUAUUAUGGCUGCUCACCGCAACACUACAUCAGAGGAUGAUUUCCCCACUCUGAAGCCGAGACGCAUCCAGAACCAGAAUGUGGUCCACAGGCUAGAAAGGCGUCGGAUCUGCUCCGGUCCACUUGGAGCUCAUUGGUACCGUGUGCGCUGCUUCCACCAGAACCUGUUCCCCAACUUCACAGUGGUGAACGUGGAGAAGCCGCCCUGCUUCCUGCGUAAGUUCUCCCCUGACGGAAGAUGCUUUAUUGCAUUCUCCUCUGAUCAGACUUCCUUGGAAAUCUACGAGUAUCAAGGAUGCCAAGCCGCUGAAGAUCUUCUCCAGGGUCAGGAGGGAGAAACACUUGCCAAUGGGAAUGACCAACGCUCCCUCAACAUCAGAGGCAGACUCUUCGAACGCUUCUUCUCCCUGCUCCACGUCACCAACGUGGCCUCCAACGGUGAGCACUUGAAUAGAGAAUGCAGUCUUUUUACCGACGACUGCCGCUAUGUGAUCGUCGGCUCAGCUGCCUACUUGCCUGAAGAACCUCAUCCGCACUUUUUUGAGGUGUACAGAAACAACGAAUCCGUGACACCGAACCCUCGCUCACCUCUUGAGGACUACUCACUGCACAUCAUAGACCUGCACACAGGCCGACUGUGUGAUACACGCACCUUUAAGUGUGACAAAAUCAUUCUGUCACACAAUCAAGGACUGUACCUGUACAGAAAUAUACUGGCGGUGCUUUCUGUGCAGCAACAGACUAUACAUGUUUUUCAGGUGACACCAGAAGGAACCUUCCUUGACGUGCGCACCAUCGGCCGUUUUUGUUACGAGGAUGACCUGCUGACGCUGUCUGCGGUUUACCCCGAGGCCCAGGCUGAAGGCCAGCCCGGUUUCUCCCGCCUGUAUAAAGAGAAAACCAUCAACUCCUUGAAGCACCGUCUGCUGGUGUACCUGUGGAGGAGGGCAGAGCAGGAUGGCAGCGCUACAGCCAAACGGCGGUUCUUUCAAUUCUUCGAUCAGCUCAGGCAGCUGCGCAUGUGGAAGAUGCAGCUCCUGGACGAACAUCACCUGUUCAUCAAGUACACUAGCGAAGAUGUGGUCACGCUGAGGGUCACCGACCCCUCGCAGCCCUCUUUCUUCGUGGUUUACAAUAUGCUAACCACAGAGGUUAUUGCGGUCUUUGAGAACACUUCUGACAAACUUCUGGAGCUUUUUGAAAACUUCUGCGACCUCUUCCGUAACGCCACACUCCACAGCGAGGCCGUGCAGUUCCCCUGCUCUGCUUCCAGCAACAACUUUGCCCGUCAGGUACAACGCAGGUUCAAAGACACUAUCGUGAAUGCCAAAUACGGAGGGCACACAGAGGCGGUCAGGAGGCUUCUUGGUCAGCUGCCCAUCAGUGCUCAGUCCUACAGCAGCAGCCCGUAUCUGGAUCUUUCCCUCUUCAGCUACGAUGACAAGUGGGUGUCUGUCAUGGAACGGCCGAAGACCUGUGGCGAUCAUCCCAUACGGUUCUACGCGAGGGACUCGGGAUUGCUGAAAUUUAAGAUCCAGGCAGGCCUGCUGGGCAGACCCAUUAACCACGCGGUCAGGAGACUCGUCGCGUUCACCUUCCAUCCCUUCGAGCCCUUCGCCAUCUCUGUGCAGCGCACCAAUGCCGAAUACGUUGUCAACUUUCACAUGCGCCACGGAUGCGUAUGAUAUUGCAUGUGUGAGUACAGACGUGUGAUUGGAGAGACUCAUGGAAUCGGAGACGUGUCUUUUUAUACAUCUUUUUUUAUAUUAAAGUUUUAUUUAUUACAAAUGUAAUGUCUUUUUAUGCAUUUACACUAAUGAUUUUUAUAUAUUUUGAUUUUUUUUUUCUUUUUUUUUACUAAUUUGCAAUGUGCAAAAUAAAACUUGUAAUAUUUAUAUUACAGUGUUGUUCGA
This is a messenger RNA of Ctenopharyngodon idella (grass carp), 2273 nucleotides long. It is a transcript of the gene det1, whose product is annotated as DET1 partner of COP1 E3 ubiquitin ligase. The coding region runs from base 366 to 2045 and encodes 559 amino acids. The transcript is spliced from 7 exons. Gene Ontology annotation, biological process: protein ubiquitination; positive regulation of proteasomal ubiquitin-dependent protein catabolic process. Gene Ontology annotation, cellular component: cullin-RING ubiquitin ligase complex; nucleus. The record is from RefSeq and is a predicted model, not a curated record. Gene Ontology annotation, molecular function: ubiquitin protein ligase binding; ubiquitin-like ligase-substrate adaptor activity. Lineage: Eukaryota; Metazoa; Chordata; Actinopteri; Cypriniformes; Xenocyprididae.